AUGAAGAGUUACUUCCAAAUUAAUGAAUCAAUUUCAUAAACAGAAAAGAUUAUCUUGCCAGAUGAUACUCCUAUGAGGAAUAGACCUAACACUAUAACAACUAUGAAAACAACCUGGCUCACUUUUCUUCCAUAUGCUUUUAUCAAACAAAUUACGCAACCUGCUAAUAUCUAUUUCAUUGUCAUUGGUAUAUUACAAAUAAUACCUGUCACUUCUUAUACAAAUGGUGUGCCUGUUAUUUAUGGUCCUUUGUCAAUGAUGAUUAGUAUUAGUAUAAUUAAAGAUGCCUUUGAAGAAUAUUCUAGGUAAGACUCUAAUUAAAGUAGAUAUAAAUCUGAUUAGGAAGAGAAUAAUCGUAAAUCGCACAAAUACUUUGAAAAUUAGUUUAUAUAGUGCAAUUGGAAGAACAUCUAUCAAGCAGACAUUAUCAUGGUGAUGGAAAAUGAAAGUAUUCCUUGCGACAUCUUAAUAUUGUCAUCGAGUUAUUAAGGAGGCAUAGCAUAUGUGGAGACAAAGCAAAUAGAUGGCGAAACAAACUUAAAGCAAAAAUAUUCAAUUUACGAUUUAUAACAAAAAUAUCACAUUGACAAUGCAAUAAACUUUGUAUUUAUAUAGUAAUUAAACAGAAGAAAAAAGAUAACAGUGUUAAAUUCGUAUACGAUUAGAAGAACCCAAUACUCUAUAAACUAUCAGGAACGUAUCAAAUUAGUAAUUCUGAAGUAAAUUCAUUGAACUAUGGUAACUUUAUUGAAAGAGAUUGUAUAUUGAAAAACACAGAAUGGAUAAUAGGUUUGUGUAUUUACAGUGGUAUGGAUUGUAAAAUAAUGUUGAACAGCUCUUAAGAAAGAACCAAACGAAGUAGAUUGGAAUAAUAUAUGAGAAUAUGUAUUAUGUCCAUAUCCAUCAGUUUGGCAUUGUUUUGUAUAAUGGCAUCGAUCUAUGAAUUCCUAUGGACUAACAAUCAUCUUAAUUACUCAUAUUUGGGACUUUCGAAAGACAAUGUAUUUGUAGAUCUUGGAUUAUGGUUUUCGUUGCUUUCAUAUUUUAUACCCAUAUCUUUGGUUGUCAAUGUGGAAUUAGUCAAAUUUGGACAAGCCAAAAUGUUAGAAUCAGACAAGGUGAUGCCCAAUUCAAAGUCACACUAAUCUAAUUUGAUUGAAUAAUUAGGAGAAAUCAAUAUUGUUUUUACUGAUAAAACAGGUACAUUAACCAAAAAUUCUAUGCAGUUUAGAGAACUAUUUGCUUAAAAUGAAAAAGAAGCCUUAUUGUGUUUGAGUUUAUGUCAUUCUGUUGUAAAAUCAAAAAAUAAAUUGAUAGGAUCAUCUCCUGAUGAAUUAGCAAUAUUAGAUUAUUGUGAAUAAAAAGGGUAUGUAUUUUAAGGCAUCGAUAAUAAUAAUAAUCUUACCAUAAACUAAACUCAUUUCCAUAGAGUAAUGAGUUUUGAUUUUAGCAGUGAAAAAAAGAGAAUGACCAUCGUUGUCAAAACUGGGAAUGAAUAUAUUUUAUUUUGCAAAGGCGCUGAUGAAGUAUUACUUGAAUUAAUAGGAGAAUGCAAACACUAGCAAGUCAUCCAUCAAUUUGCAAUCAAAGGAUACAGAACCUUAAUGUUGGGUAGAAAGACAUUUAAAUAAAAUGAGAUUGACUUUUAUUUGGCAGAGUAUAUAACACUUUAUUAAAAUUAUAGUUACAAAAAGGCUUAAGAGGAUAAAGAUGAAGAGAUGAUGAACAAAUUACAAAAGACUUUGGAAUCCAAUUUAGAGUUUCUAGGAAUUACUGCUGUUGAAGACUUGUUAGCUGAUGAUGUUGGAUAAACUAUUUAAGAAUUAAAGUCUGCAGGAAUAAAGGUUUGGGUUCUAACAGGUGAUAAAGUUGAAACUGCAAUUGCAAUAGGAUACUCUUGCAAUCUGAUUGACAGCAAUGAUAUGCUCUAAGUAGUUACGGAAACAACAGUUGGGAGCAUAGAGGAAGUAUUUUUGCAUUAUUGUAAUGAGUCAGCUAAUAUUGCAUUGGUGAUUAGCGGAUAAGCAUUAUCAGUAAUGUUAGAUAAUCCAUAACUUAAAUCAAUGCUACUAAAAAGAGCGUUCUAUGCCAAGGUUGUCAUAGUGGCCAGAGUAUCUCCAAAACAAAAGCAAUAAGUAGUAGCUUUAGUUAAAGAGUAUCUCCCAAAGGCUUACACUUUGGCUAUUGGUGAUGGAGCCAAUGACGUUUCCAUGAUUAAUGAGGUAAAUUCGAUCAUCUCUAUUAAGGCCCAUGUCGGAGUUGGAAUUUAAGGAGUUGAAGGCACUCAAGCUGCCAGAGCUGCAGACUUUGCCAUCUAAGAAUUCAAACAUCUUAAACGAUUAAUGUUUUAUUAUGGGGUUGAGUGUUCCAGAAGAAAUGCGCUUACGAUUCUAUACAUAUUUUUUAAGAACUAGGUUUUCAUCACUCCUUACUUUUGGUUUGGAUUCCUCAAUGGCUUUAGUGGGCAAUACUUAUACGACCAAUGGCUCUCUUAACUAUUUAACACUGUCUUUGCUUCUCUGCCUUAGGUGCUCUAUGCUCUCUUUGAUGAAAUGCACCCUUCUUCUGAAUACUUAUAAUGGAGCAAGACAUCACAUAAUUUACUUGAAGAUAAACCUGAUGUCUAUGUCUAGUUUAGAUAAUAACCAAUUUUUACUAUUAUUAAGUUCUGGCUUUGGGUUUUCAAUGGAAUGAUUCAAGGCUUGAUCAUAUUUCUAGUCUGCACAUUUUCAACAGAGAACUAAAACAUGGACAACGGUAUGACAAUGGAAUUUUUUGAAGAUGGAGUAUUUAUAUAUGGAAUCAUCAUUCUUCUUGUUAAUCUUAAGGUACUCACUUUUACAUAUACAAAUUACAACUUCACUAUAUUUUUCAUUGUACUAUCAAUUCUUGUUUAUUGGCUAAUCUUGAUUUUAGUGAACGAUUAUGAGUUGUCUCCCUCAUUUAACUUUUACAGAUAUCUUGUCUCGUAUUUAUUUCAUUCAAUAUUCUAGACCAUAACUCUAUUUAGCUCUAGCUCUAACUUGUAUGCUAUUUUUAUUCGAUUUGGCGAUUGAGAGAUUUUAUGAUUUUUAGAUCUACGUUCGAAAACCAGAAUCAAUAGAAUUAGUUUGA
Molecule: messenger RNA, 3114 nt
Organism: Paramecium octaurelia
Lineage: Eukaryota; Ciliophora; Oligohymenophorea; Peniculida; Parameciidae
Source: the annotation of a GenBank genome assembly